Messenger RNA from Prunus armeniaca (apricot), 1584 nucleotides. Lineage: Eukaryota; Viridiplantae; Streptophyta; Magnoliopsida; Rosales; Rosaceae. The record is from the annotation of a GenBank genome assembly.
AUGCGUUGUGCAAAUCCUUUCUUCACGAACUUUGCGCGACGGACUGUGCGCGACGAAACUUCUGUCGCGCAUAAUUAUGUGCGACUAAAAUCAUCUUUGCGCGACGAAGAUUACUUCGUCGCGCAAACCCUAAAAUGUUAUAGUGUUGAUAACCCCACUUUGGUCCCUGCAACUCCACAUAUCCCACAUAAUUGUUCUCCCUCUUCUACACCAAGAGUACCUAUCCAAAUUCCUGAGGCUUCGGAUAACCCUGAGAUGACAACUGAAUUUAUUCCAUAUAAAGUGCAAGAUGCUUUGGUUGCUCCUCAAUGGAAGAAAGCUAUGGAUGAAAAGAUGCUGGCUUUGAAAAAAAAUCAAACUUGGGAUUUAGUUUCAUUGCCACAAGGAAAACGACCAGUUGGAUGCAUAUGGAUUUUCACAAUUAAACACAAGGUAGAUGGUACCAUUGAUAGAUACAAGGCGAGAUUGGUUGCCAAAGGAUAUACUCAGACAUAUGGUGUUGAUUAUCAGGAAACUUUUGCACCAGUUGCAAAAAUAAGCACAGUUCGUAUUCUAAUAUCGCUUGCAGCAAAUUUAGAUUGGCCACUCCAACAAUUUGAUGUGCAAAAUGCUUUCCUACAUGGAGAAUUAAAGGAAGAAGUUUAUAUGAACCUACCUCCGGGAUUUGAUCUAUCAGAAAAUCCAAAUUUGGUGUGCAAGUUGAGGAAGUCACUCUAUGGGUUGAAACAGUCUCCUAGAGCUUGGUUUGGCAAAUUCAGUUGUGCCAUGAAGAAAUAUGGUUAUCGUCAAAGCAAUGCAGAUCAUACUUUGUUUCUGAAGAGGAGGAAAGGGAAGGUCACUGUUUUAAUUAUGUAUGUUGAUGAUAUGAUAAUAACAGGUGAUGAUACAGAAGAGAUUGAUAAAUUGAAACAUUAUUUAUCAACUGAGUUUGAGAUGAAGGAUCUUGGAGGGCUGAAAUAUUUUUUGGGAAUUGAAGUGGCUAGAUCUCAACAGGGUAUUUUCUUGUCACAGAGAAAAUAUGUGUUAGAUUUAUUGAAUGAAACUGGGAUGCUUGGGUGUAAACCUGCUGAUACUCCUAUUGUGCAGAACCAUAAUCUUGAGAUUCUUCCAGAUCAAGUUCCAACAAAUAAAGACAGGUAUCAAAGGUUAGUUGGAAGACUUAUUUAUUUAUCUCACACCAGGCCAGAUAUUGCUUAUGAUGUUAGUGUUGUGAGUCAAUUUAUGCAUUCGCCUAGUGAAGUUCAUAUGGAAGCAGUUAUGCGAAUUUUACAGUAUUUGAAGUCUGCACCUGGCAAAGGGCUGAUGUUAUCAAAACAUGGACAUUUGGAAAUUGAAGGUUUUACAGAUGCCGAUUGGGCAGGAAAUCGAACUGAUAGGCGUUCAACAUCAGGUUAUUUUACAUUUGUGGGUGGUAACCUUGUUACUUGGCGAAGCAAGAAACAGAAGGUUUGUUCUUUGUCCAGUGCGGAAGCAAAGUAUCGAAGCAUGAUACAUGGCGUAUGUGAGAUGUUGUGGAUUCAGAAAUUAUUAAAGGAAUUGGGCUUCGUGGCUAAAGAUGCCAUGAAAUUGUAUUGUGAUAAUUAA